UGAGAGGUGUUGCCAUGCCCACCCUCACGAAAUGCCAACAGAGUUGCUUUAUUGUGUAGGAGAAGCUAGCUAAUGUUUAUUGUUAUGCGAUUUGUUUUUAUUUUUGACUUGGAAUUACAUAUUAGUAAUACACAUGUAGAGGCUAAGUACAUGUAGCAUGUUAACCAUUCUGGUAUCACUUCUAAAAUCGGUAAUAUGCCAAGUUAGCUAGCUAGCUAUAUUAGCAAUGUUUAGUGCUGCUCGGUGUUGCAAACGUUGGCUGUUGUUCGAAGCCAGCCACCACACAAUAGCUAGCUAGCUAAGUCACCAACUCUAUUCGUACAUAAAUGUCGUCUCAUUGGCUUGCCCCAGGUUUAGCUAAGCCAUGUCGCUAGGAAAUGUGACGUUUUUCUCACUACCUAGCUUAUUUAACCAGAUCUUAGCUCGUCUACAUGCUUAGAGUACACAUUUGCAGUACGUUAAUUUACCUUUAAUUUGGUACUAACGUUACGUGGCAGCUGACAGGCAUACCGACUCUGAGCAUGUCAACACCAGAGAUGAUCUCUGUGUUUCUACCUCAUUGGCAAACUGGCGAGAGGAGCAUUCGCUUUCUGUACCUUGCUGGUUCCAGCUCGUUUAAAAUCUGCGACAGGGGUAAUGCUGAGGAUACUAUGGUCCCUCUUUUUCUGGGUGCCGACCUGUUCUCAAAAACCGAUAUUAGGAAGGAAAAUCAUCCAAGAUACCAUGCCAAGUUUGCCAAAAAAGGGCUGGCCACAAAGCUUGUGUUUUCCUCUGAAUUCAGAUUCCAUGGAUUGCGACUUCCCACGGCUAGCUGCAGCCUGUGGUUCUACAGCAUCCAAGGUCUCUUCCGGGUGGCCUUUGAACUCUACAGCAAACAGGAGCAGCUCUUUGUGCUGGAGGCAUUUCAGGCACUAUGGAAGUCGCGAAUAAAUGAUGCCCCCCUGAACGCAUGCUAUGACCUGAGUGCCCAACUGAAUGCCCCUCUGCCCGAUGAGAUUGUGGCAAUGCACGACAGAGAAACGCUUCACAAGCUGAGAUCACAGAACAUCUCAAGGGCACGUUUGGAGUUACCUCAGGUGGCAGAGGUGCCUGAUGAGGGCCACGAGGAGGGGACGUCCCCCCCCGACGGCAAGUCCACAGCCGACCACGACUACUGCAGUCCAGCCGACGGGGAGCCGGCCGAUCGACCGGGUCAUCUUCGACUUGUCUUCGAGAAACUUACCAGCUUGGAAAAGGCUUUGAAGGCCUCCGAGCAGCUCUUUGGGAAAGAGCAGCAGGAGGCCAUGCUCCUCCUGCUGGGUCACACAGAGAAGCUCGCGGCUCAGGGCCCAGAUGAGGAGGCGCUGGCUGAAACGGUGUUGGGGCUCCUACGGACCCAGGGCCCAGGUCCCGGGGCGGGGGACUCGGUGUACUCCAGCCCCCUGCUCCGGGCCGUUGGCGGCUGGCUGGGCCGACAGUUCCACUCCGCCAACACCUGCAUCAGCCAACAGGUGGAAGGCUUCAAGGUGCGGCACAUCGAGCGCAUUACGGACCUGCCUCCAGCUGAGGAGCUGGCAGGGGAACUCUUCCCGGAGGCCAUGAGGAUACUGCUGCUCACCUGGAUGGGCCUGGACGAGGCCUCGGCCCUGUGGAAGCGUCACAGCGAGUAUCCCAUCGUGCUUCUCAUCCUGGAGUUCGCCAACCACAACCUCAUCACUGGCGUGGCCCAUGUCCUCUACUCCAGCCUCAUAUGCAAGUAGAGCAGGGAACUCAGACUCCAGUCCUACACGGCUGCAGUUUCCACUGGCUUUUGGUGCAUUUCAAGUGUUUGAAUUGCCUUUAAGACAGGGAUCAUCAACUCUGGCCCUCAAAUCGAAAUCCCAGGUAAUUAGGUGCUACCGAUUGGCCAGACUGAUAAAGGGAGGGUGGAAAACCAGCAGUUCUCAGCCCUUGAGGACUGCGAGUUGAUCAUCCUUGGCUGAUCAGUAAGUUCAUCAGCCAGAGGCUUGUUCUGAUUAGCUCAAGACUCCUCCAUGGCCUAAAUUACCUGCCAAUUUAACACUAUCACUUCUCAUCAGUGGAUUGUGUUUGAUUCCUGGCCAUAAAAAACACAUUUGUGAUUGUGCUCAAUGGCAUCUAAAUAUCAUAUGAACAGAAAUAUACACCACAAAUGAUUGUUGGUUUGAGGUUUUCAUUGACCACAUAAAGGUGAUAUUACUAACGGUGGUGUAACAAGUUGCACAAACCACAAUCUUCUGCAGAAUUAACACAAUCAGUGAUUGUGUACGGCAAGUUUCCUGCCACUUCAGUCUCCAUGUCAGUACGUACAGUUGGGUGGUUUAAAUGUCUGUUACGAUGAAUCUGCAUGUGAUUGAAAGCAAACCUGAACUCUAAAUGGUAGUUAGACAUGAGACCUUUCCGCAAAUUUUAAAGCAAGAUUUUUUUUUUUACUGUUUAUAAAUUAUGAAAAAUAAAGGCCCUGUCCAAGGGGUUCAUUUCCACAAGAAGAAGGCUACAAAAACUUGCGAUGUUUAAAACCAUUUCUUACCUAUUUCCACUGUCAGACAUUAUAAGGUGGAAGAAAAAUGGAACAGAAUUCAAGGCAAGAUCUGGAAGAACCCACACAUCACUGCAAAAGAGCUGCAAAAAGGUAUGUCUGAAGUAUGCAAAAGAAGACAUUGAGAAGCCUGAAGCCUGUGCUUUGGAUUGACAAAACUAAAAUUGAACUUUUUGGCCACCACCAAAGAAGGUAUGUUUGGAGAAAAAAGGGUGUUACAAAGUACUAACUGACAGGAUUCCCAAUAAAAGUAAUCUUGCUUUAAAAUGUGUUUUCUUUAACAUUGUACGAUUUAGAAGUCAGGAUUGCUUCUGUUCACUUAGACAUUAAUUGUAAAAGGCUUUUUGACCAGGGGUGCCCAAAUCUUUACACACACUACUGUAAUUCAGUAUUGUUUAUUUAUUAUCCUCUAUAAUCCUGGCAAUCAAUGUAUAAUUAUAGCAUUUAAAAACCAGGUGUUCAAACCAAAGAAAAUGUGUACAAUAGGAAAAGGGGGGCAGGGGUGAUUGCAAUGUAAUUCCCAGUCUGCCCCUCCCCCAUUGUCUGUCUGAACAAACAAACCGUGUAAUUCUGACAAUGUACAGAAUCCAGUUAUGGUUAGCACUCCACUAUCUACAAAAAAAAAAAAAAAAAAAAAAUGUACAAAUGCUUUUUUUUCUUCCUCUUAAUAAA
This is a messenger RNA of Conger conger (European conger), 3208 nucleotides long. RefSeq lists its product as uncharacterized. Lineage: Eukaryota; Metazoa; Chordata; Actinopteri; Anguilliformes; Congridae. The record is from RefSeq and is a predicted model, not a curated record. The transcript is spliced from 4 exons. Bases 522 to 1739 code for a protein of 405 amino acids.